AUGGCAACAACGGAGGUCAUCAAUGAACGUAGCAUCUACCACUGGUGUCUAGACCAUACGGUUAAUAUACGAUGCAGUCUGAGUAUGGUAGGGGAUUUUACGGGUAUUACUGAUGAUGAAGUGAUUACCGAAGCCCUGAAAUUGUGUGGCGUAAGGGUCCCCUUAUUAGUGGACAAGCGAAAGGGAGCGACCGGCGAAAUUAGAGCGAUACUAAUCACGACACAGGAUUGCUUAGAUCCCUCCCUAAUACCGAUCAACGUAUUAGUAGGAGGAGUUUCGGGUCGAAGGUGGCAGAUAAUGUGGCCUAGGAGUAGUGAGGAGAAUGACCGGGAGGCCACAGAGGCUGGGGGGAUGAGAGAAGAGACCGAUCAUCAGGGGAGAGAUGCACCUGGCACCGGUGAUAACUCACUGCCCAAGACUUCAUUAGGUGAAUCUAUUGAACCCCAAGUUGAAUCCGUUAUGGACAAAGUAGUGAGCCAAUUUGAGCGGUGGCACUACGAAGGAGGAUACCGGAGACUACGAGUAUUCUCGGGCACCAUACCUGUACCCACUGGGGAAGAAGGUUACGAUGCAUGGCGUGAAGCAGCCAUACAACAUUCAGAGGAAUGGCGGUGCCCUGAGUUUAUUAAGAAACAGAGGAUCGUUGAAAGUCUAAGGGGUCCCGCCAUGGAGAUUAUACAUGCUACCCGACGUAGCAAUACUAACGCAACACUGAAGGAUUACUUCAAUGCACUAGACUAUUCCUUUGGGACGAUUGAAGACAUAGGGGAUAUAUUGGCCCGCUUAAACCAUACUUACCAAGAACCAUCGGAAUCCCUCACUAAUUUCAUAUACCGGUUGGACAAGAUAUUGUAUAAACUUCUGGAUAAAGGGGGAAUUGAACAAUCAGAAAUCGAUGAACGGCAACUUAAGCACUUAUUGAGAGGGGCGCUGACCUCAAGUCCAGUAGCUCAGAUACUAAAAUGUAGUGGGGCACGAGCUCGGCCACCAACGUUAAGCGAAUUGAUCAAGGAUGUGAAAUUAGAGGAGGUCCAAAUUGACAAUAGGGAAAAAAGUAUCAAGAGAGUGAAAGUAGUAGUGCCAGCUGCUGUAGCCCCAUCCCCUGAUGCCACUUCACAAAAUGACCGACUGUAUAAGCUAUUAGAAGAACAAAAUAAAAAACUGGACCAGCUAAUAACGGUGCACAGCAGUGGUCAUUUACCAGUAAACAGAGGGAGAGGAAGAGGACAAAAUCGACGAGUGGAUAAUCGAGACCAUAUAAUCUGUUAUAGGUGUGGCCAGAUGGGACAUAGGUCUUUUGAGUGCCCACAAAUUGGAAAUUAUAGAAGGAGCACCAAUGAUUGUGGAAAUCGGAAUGCUAGUCCCCCGGAAAACCAGGGAGGGACGUUGAUGAACCCCGCAUCAACUCCCGAGCCAUAG
Pseudophryne corroboree (corroboree frog) is the source of this 1419-nucleotide messenger RNA. RefSeq names its product paraneoplastic antigen Ma1 homolog. The coding region runs from base 1 to 1419 and encodes 472 amino acids. NCBI's taxonomy places the organism in Eukaryota, Metazoa, Chordata, Amphibia, Anura, Myobatrachidae. The record is from RefSeq and is a predicted model, not a curated record. The transcript has a single exon. Gene Ontology annotation, molecular function: nucleic acid binding; zinc ion binding.